Molecule: messenger RNA, 5254 nt
Organism: Synchiropus splendidus (mandarinfish)
Lineage: Eukaryota; Metazoa; Chordata; Actinopteri; Syngnathiformes; Callionymidae
Product: mucin-2-like
Exons: 3
Coding region: 75-4673 (1532 amino acids)
Source: RefSeq, a predicted model, not a curated record
CCCCUCAGGCAGCCACCACCAUUACUCCAACUAUUUCCACCAGUCCAACUGCCACUGUAACUCCAACUACAUCCAUGGGUCCAACCACCAUCAACACUGCAACAAUGUCCACUAGUCCAACUGCCACAGUAACUGCAACUACAUCCACUGGCUCAACUACCACCAGAACUCCAACUACAUCCACUGGUCCAGCCAGCAUUGCUACUACAACUGUGACUCCUCAGGCAGCCACCACCAUUACUCCAACUAUGAGUACUGGUCCGACUACCACUGUAACUCCAACUACAUCCAUGGGCCCUACCACCAUCAACACUGCAACAAUGUCCACUAGUCCAACUGCCACAGUAACUGCAACUACAUCCACUGGCUCAACUACCACCGGAACUCCAACUACAUCCACUGGUCCAGCCAGCAUUGCUACUACAACUGUGACUCCUCAGGCAGCCACCACCAUUACUCCAACUAUUUCCACCAGUCCAACUACCACUGUAACUCCAACUACAUCCAUGGGUCCAACCACCAUCAACACUGCAACAAUGUCCACUAGUCCAACUGCCACAGUAACUGCAACUACAUCCACUGGCUCAACUACCACCGGAACUCCAACUACAUCCACUGGUCCAGCCAGCAUUGCUACUACAACUGUGACUCCUCAGGCAGCCACCACCAUUACUCCAACUAUGAGUACUGGUCCGACUACCACUGUAACUCCAACUACAUCCAUGGGCCCUACCACCAUCAACACUGCAACAAUGUCCACUAGUCCAACUGCCACAGUAACUGCAACUACAUCCACUGGCUCAACUACCACCGGAACUCCAACUACAUCCACUGGUCCAGCCAGCAUUGCUACCACAACUGUGACCCCUCAGGCAGCCACCACCAUUACUCCAACUAUUUCCACCAGUCCAACUGCCACUGUAACUCCAACUACAUCCAUGGGUCCAACCACCAUCAACACUGCAACAAUGUCCACUAGUCCAACUGCCACAGUAACUGCAACUACAUCCACUGGCUCAACUACCACCAGAACUCCAACUACAUCCACUGGUCCAGCCAGCAUUGCUACUACAACUGUGACUCCUCAGGCAGCCACCACCAUUACUCCAACUAUGAGUACUGGUCCGACUACCACUGUAACUCCAACUACAUCCAUGGGCCCUACCACCAUCAACACUGCAACAAUGUCCACUAGUCCAACUGCCACAGUAACUGCAACUACAUCCACUGGCUCAACUACCACCGGAACUCCAACUACAUCCACUGGUCCAGCCAGCAUUGCUACUACAACUGUGACUCCUCAGGCAGCCACCACCAUUACUCCAACUAUUUCCACCAGUCCAACUGCCACUGUAACUCCAACUACAUCCAUGGGUCCAACCACCAUCAACACUGCAACAAUGUCCACUAGUCCAACUGCCACAGUAACUGCAACUACAUCCACUGGCUCAACUACCACCAGAACUCCAACUACAUCCACUGGUCCAGCCAGCAUUGCUACUACAACUGUGACUCCUCAGGCAACCACCACCAUAACUCCAACUAUGAGUACUGGUCCGACUACCACCGUAACCUCAACUACAUCCAUGGGUCCUACCACCAUCAACACUGCAACUAUGUCCACUAGUCCAACUGCCACAGUAACUGCAACUACAUCCACUGGCUCAACUACCACCGGAACUCCAACUACAUCCACUGGUCCAGCCAGCAUUGCUACUACAACUGUGACUCCUCAGGCAGCCAUCACCAUUACUCCAACUAUUUCCACCAGUCCAACUACCACUGUAACUCCAACUACAUCCAUGGGUCCUACCACCAUCAACACUGCAACUAUGUCCACUAGUCCAACUGCCACAGUAACUGCAACUACAUCCACUGGCUCAACUACCACCGGAACUCCAACUACAUCCACUGGUCCAGCCAGCAUUGCUACUACAACUGUGACCCCUCAGGCAGCCACCACCAUUACUCCAACUAUUUCCACCAGUCCAACUGCCACUGUAACUCCAACUACAUCCAUGGGUCCAACCACCAUCAACACUGCAACAAUGUCCACUAGUCCAACUGCCACAGUAACUGCAACUACAUCCACUGGCUCAACUACCACCAGAACUCCAACUACAUCCACUGGUCCAGCCAGCAUUGCUACUACAACUGUGACUCCUCAGGCAGCCACCACCAUUACUCCAACUAUUUCCACCAGUCCAACUACCACUGUAACUCCAACUACAUCCAUGGGUCCUACCACCAUCAACACUGCAACUAUGUCCACUAGUCCAACUGCCACAGUAACUGCAACUACAUCCACUGGCUCAACUACCACCAGAACUCCAACUACAUCCACUGGUCCAGCCAGCAUUGCUACCACAACUGUGACUCCUCAGGCAACCACGACCAUUACCCCAACAAUUUCCACUAGUCCAACUUCCACCGUAACUGCAACUACAUCCAUGGGUCCAACCACCAUCAACACUGCAACAAUGUCCACUAGUCCAACUGCCACAGUAACUGCAACUACAUCCACUGGUCCAGCCAGCAUUGCUACCACAACUGUGACCCCUCAGGCAACCACCACCAUUACUCUAACUAUGUCCAGUAGUCAAACUACUUCUGUCACCCCAACUACAUCCAUGGGUCCAACAACCAUCAUUACUGAAACUAUGUCCACUAGUCCAACUGCCACAGUAACUGCAACUACAUCCACAAGUCCAACUACCACUGUAACCCCAAAAAUAUCCAGGAGUCCAGCCACCAUCAAUACUGAAACUAUGUCUACUAGUCCAACUGCCACAUUAAUUCCAACUACAUCCACUGGUCCAGCCAGCAUUGUUACUUCAACUGUGACCCCUCAGGCAACCACCACCAUUACCCCAACUAUUUCCACUAGUCCAACUUCCACCAUAACUGCAACUACAUCCAGCGGUCCAACUACCACCGUAACCCCAACUACAUCCAUGGGUCCAACCACCAUCAACACUGCAACAAUGUCCACUAGUCCAACUGCCACAGUAACUGCAACUACAUCCACGGGUCCAGCCAGCAUUGCUACUACAACUGUGACUCCUCAGGCAACCACCACCAUUACUCCAACUAUUUCCACCAGUCCAACUGCCACUGUAACUCCAACUACAUCCAUGGGUCCAACCACCAUCAACACUGCAACAAUGUCCACUAGUCCAACUGCCACAGUAACUGCAACUACAUCCACAAGUCCAACUACCACUGUAACCCCAAAAAUAUCCAGGAGUCCAGCCACCAUCAAUACUGAAACUAUGUCUACUAGUCCAACUGCCACAUUAAUUCCAACUACAUCCACUGGUCCAGCCAGCAUUGUUACUUCAACUGUGACCCCUCAGGCAACCACCACCAUUACCCCAACUAUUUCCACUAGUCCAACUUCCACCAUAACUGCAACUACAUCCAGCGGUCCAACUACCACCGUAACCCCAACUACAUCCAUGGGUCCAACCACCAUCAACACUGCAACAAUGUCCACUAGUCCAACUGCCACAGUAACUGCAACUACAUCCACGGGUCCAGCCAGCAUUGCUACUACAACUGUGACUCCUCAGGCAACCACCACCAUUACUCCAACUAUUUCCACCAGUCCAACUGCCACUGUAACUCCAACUACAUCCAUGGGUCCAACCACCAUCAACACUGCAACAAUGUCCACUAGUCCAACUGCCACAGUAACUGCAACUACAUCCACAAGUCCAACUACCACUGUAACCCCAAAAAUAUCCAGGAGUCCAGCCACCAUCAAUACUGAAACUAUGUCUACUAGUCCAACUGCCACAUUAAUUCCAACUACAUCCACUGGUCCAGCCAGCAUUGUUACUUCAACUGUGACCCCUCAGGCAACCACCACCAUUACCCCAACUAUUUCCACUAGUCCAACUUCCACCGUAACUGCAACUACAUCCAGCGGUCCAACUACCACCGUAACCCCAACUACAUCCAUGGGUCCGACCACCAUCAACACUGCAACAAUGUCCACUAGUCCAACUGCCACAGUAACUGCAACUACAUCCACUGGCUCAACUACCACCGGAACUCCAACUACAUCCAGUGGUCCAGCCAGCAUUGCUACCACAACUGUGACCCCUCAGGCAACAACCACCAUUACUCAAACAAUGUCCACUGGUUCAACUACCAUUGUACUAACUCCAACUACGUCCAAUAAUCUUACCACUGCUGUGGCUCCAACCAGUACUCAGACCACAGAAGCCGUUUCAACAGCUACUACUAGAUUGUUGAAUACCACAACAUCAGCAACUACUCAAUCACUGAAUACCACAAUAACAUCAGUAACUUCUGGACCAUUGAAUACCACGAUAGGCUUAAAUACAACUUUUAUGAUGAACACGACAACAAAUCUAAAUACCACAACUCCAUCCCGCUUUACCUCACAACCUCUGACAACAACCCCGACAACUCAUUCAGUGACUUUGCACACUCACUCAUCCACGUCUCAGUCAACCUCAGCUCCUGGGUCAACAACCGCAGCGGGCCUUCAGUUCCUGGCACACUUGCAGCUGAAGAUAGCUUCCAGUGGUGAAAUCAGCAAUGCAACCAUCCUCACACUGGUGAGGCAGCAUUUCGGGAGCCUACUGAACGGAACAGUUCACAGCAUCACUGUGAGAAACAUCCAGAGGGUUCCAGGACGCUGAGAUCUCGUGUGUUGUGAUUGAAUAGCUAUUCACUUCAACAUUGCUGCCUGAGCAUGUAUUUAGGAGGCAGUUGCAAGCCUUUUGUGUUUGUCUGCAGGUCAGAAAAAUACAUUUGUUUGCCUGGUUUGAUGAUGGCUGAAGACAUUGCCUUCUUUUGAUCACCCUGGGUUUUCUGAUCUUAAAUCACAAUGAGUCGCUCGUUUCAGUUAGAGAAAAAUUCUUGGAGUCUCAUAUAGUCACCAGCGGAGCAAUUCUGUGUGAACCACUAUGUACACAUUUGUGAACAGUGUUUCAGAGGGCUGGUAUUGCUCUUUUUUAAGAAUCACAAUACACCUCACUGGAGCAAUGUCGUAUGUUUCCUUUCAUGAAAUACACUUGACACAUGAGAAUAUCGGAGUCAUGCGGCCAUCACACUCGCAGCAGUGGAAAUAACCUGAAAUGCAAAGGUGACGGAUUCGUCAUAGUACCUUGUCUUGCUGGUUUCAUGGAUUGUUUUAGUGUGAGCUCAUAAACGUAGACCUCUGAACAUCACUUCAAUUGUUAACCAGAAAAAAGUCAAUGUUAAUAAAUCAUUACCAGUU